AUGCAACAUUCGCUGCUCUGCACCUCCAUUAAGUGUUAUGGACCGACAAAGACAGCUGGUGCCAUCAGUGGCAUUCGAUUUAUUUCUCAAAGCCGCAUUCACAGCAAAUCAGCAAACCAUUAUGAUCUUUUGGGUAUCAAGUCGGAUGCAUCCUUGGAGGAAAUAAAAAAUGCAUUUUUUGACAAAUCUAAAAAGGUGCAUCCAGACAGUGACCCCUCUAAUCCAGAUCUUCACACUCAGUUUGUGAAACUAAAUGAAGCCUACAGAGUGCUGAGCAAAGAUAAAAGCCGUAAAGAAAAUACAGACCAUUCAAAUAAAUACAGCUCAGAAGCUUAUGAGAGUCAGCGUUAUUGGGAACAAUUCCGUCAGUCUAAUGCUCAUAACAUGUCAAGUGAAGCAUGGCAGAAGAGAAGGACCCAAAAUCAGCGCGUGUUGGGAUACUGUGUUGCUGCCAUAGUAUUGAGUGUUGGAGUCCACUACGUCCUUUUCAGAAAACUGGAAGAAGUCCACACUAAUUAUAUGGAUGAGAAGGACAGAGUGAUCACUGCAAUUUACAAUGAGGCCAAAGAGCGAGCAAGGGUCAACAGUUUCGAAAAGCAGAAAGAAAUUCUCAGCCAGAAACAUGCAGAGUUUUUGCAGAAAUAUAAAAUGCGUCGUGGUGGAGACGAUUAG
Molecule: messenger RNA, 672 nt
Organism: Knipowitschia caucasica
Lineage: Eukaryota; Metazoa; Chordata; Actinopteri; Gobiiformes; Gobiidae
Source: the annotation of a GenBank genome assembly